Messenger RNA from Cylicocyclus nassatus, 2070 nucleotides. The record is from the annotation of a GenBank genome assembly. Lineage: Eukaryota; Metazoa; Nematoda; Chromadorea; Rhabditida; Strongylidae.
UAGAAAUGCUGUUAAGUUUGUUGGCAAUUCUCACAAAAGUGGAUGCGGGAGGACAAAUUUUGCCCGAUGAAGAAAAGAUGACUCACAUGUUUACCCAGAACCUAUCUGUCCAUGAAGUCACAAACUACGAAGCAAGCGCGCGUGCAGAAGACUCUGCGAACGUCAUCAACAUGGCUGCGUCACCUCCGCAAUUUCUGCUUAAUAUAACACAUACGAAGGUACGAGUUGAACCAGAGAUAGCUAAUACUAUCAUCGACGAAGUUGUCCAUGGGACAAAUGUUUAUGCUAACUCUGCUGAUGUGACUGAAAUUGCGGCACCACUCUCAUAUCAACACGAUAUAUCAAGUGAAGCCACACAUCUGAGUGACAGAAUGAACCACGUCGAAACUCAGCGGCAAAUCAUUCGCGUGCCAGUCGACGUGAACUAUCAAGUCUCUAACCAACCUGCGAAUAUAAAGCUUCAAGCUAGGCCAAAUAUGUACGUAGUGUCUCAACCUAUAAAUAUGAACUAUAUGGAAAACUCAGCACAUGCUGAAGUGAAGCUUGAUAAGAAAAGCGUGAUUGACAGGUCUGUGCGCAUGGUUGAGGACGAAAAGAGCCAAUCAAUAAAAAAAAUUUUGCAUAAGAAAAGCGCUAAAAGACCAACACAAAAGCCUAUGCAUAAGGGGACCACCAAAAGAUCAGGACAAAAGUUUGCACAUAAAAGAACCAACAAAAGACCGGCACAAAAACCCGCGCAUAAGAAGACCAAAAGACCGGCACAGAAACCAGUACAUAAGAGAGUCGUUAAGAAAUCAAAAACGGUGUUUCAUGCUGCCAACAUAAAGCUAGACAAAUCAAAGAAUCUGAAAGUAAAGUUCAAAAGUAAGUCCAGAGUCAAGAUUCACAACCGACACCGUGGACGUGGGCAUGUGAAACACAGUAGGGGACCAGCUAAGAAUUCUGCAAAGGGCAAGGUGCCGCUGAACAUUCGAAUAGAAGAGCAUACGAAGAUAGAUAUUCUAGAUGGGUCUAAAUCCCACACACACUCGGUUUCUCAGCCUAUCAACAUAGGAAAUCCAGUGAGACCAGUGAAUGUGAAUGUGAACAUCGAUAUUAAGCCGAGAAGCAGACCACAUAUGCAUCCGCAUAGGGAGCCCAUGGGUCCAUAUAUACCCCAUGCGAUACAUAACGGAAUGAGACAUACUGCAUAUAGACACAUACAUUUGCAUAGAUUGAACGAAAGACCCAUGUAUAGCAGGAUGAGACACAUUGCCUUACGUAAGUAUACAAGUAGGCGCAAGUCUACAAGAUAUACAAAUAGACGAAGGAUUACGCUCAGACCAACCACUCGCAAGCCUACAACUGCCGGCUUGAAAUACGAUGUCUGGUUGCGGUUUGGUGGAUGCGACUAUAUGGUUAAAAGAGAUGCAAAGGAUUUUGGCAAUGCUGAGGCGUCUUGUCGAAAACAUGGUGCUCAUUUGGUUUCCAUACACAGCGAAGCAGAAAACAACUUUAUUCACAAAAUCACAUCCUCUGGCAGUAGUGUCACAUCUUUUACACAAUUUGUUUAUAUCGGCCUUCGUAAGAAUGCGAACAACGAAUGGAGAUGGAUAGACGGAAGCCCGAUGAAUUAUAACAAGUGGGCUGCACAUCAGCCAGAUUGGCCCAAGGAAGAAACAUGUGGACAGUUCCACCAAGAUCCAGCAAAGCUGUAUGAUGUUCAAGACUACCACUGGAACAGCAUUAGGUGUAUUAGGCCCAUGAAAUAUUACGUUUGCAAGAAAUGCAAGGGAUCACACCAUCAUCAAAACAACAUGGCAUAUCAUCAUCAUCAUCACAGAUGCCACUGCUGCUGCUCGUGCCACGUGCAUUGUGGAGACCCGUGUUGUAAAAACAAAUGUAACAAAGCACAUAAACACAAACGUAAACCUGCUCCUGCGACUCUAACGCGGCCAACCAAACCGCCACACCAAGUAGCGGUGUUUCCUGGACAAGCGGAGUAAGGUCAGAUUUUGGAGAUUGUAUCAAUCAGAGCUCUCUGGAAGAUUUCCAUGCGAACUUGUUGAUUCUUCCAUAAAGUUUUGGAAA